Procambarus clarkii (red swamp crayfish) is the source of this 3841-nucleotide messenger RNA. RefSeq names its product acireductone dioxygenase 1 (gene Adi1). NCBI's taxonomy places the organism in Eukaryota, Metazoa, Arthropoda, Malacostraca, Decapoda, Cambaridae. Gene Ontology annotation, molecular function: acireductone dioxygenase [iron(II)-requiring] activity. The record is from RefSeq and is a predicted model, not a curated record.
AUUCGUCAUUGUAGCUCUUUGAAAAACAAACGAAAUUCCCGGGAAAGAACCUUCGGAUCAGCUGAUGAUUGUAAACAACAACAAGCUCACGACCUCCAGAUCCCGGGAUUGAGAAAGAUGGUGCGAGCAUGGUACAUGGACGAGAGCAACGAGGACCAGAGGAUGGAACACCAACAGUCUCCCCCAAAGUUCGUCUCUCUGGAUGACCUCUACAAGGACACGGGAGUAAUGUACUGGAAGCUGGAUCCUAAAAAUUACGAGUCCGAGGGGAAGCUGAACAAGAUUAAAACGGAAAGAGGCUACUCGUACAUGGACGUCAUCCAAGUGUCUCCGGAAAAACUCCAUAAUUAUGAGGAGAAGAUCAAAACAUUCUUCGAAGAGCAUAUCCACGUAGAUGAGGAGAUCAGGUUCGUCACCGAGGGUUCCGGGUACUUUGAUGUACGGGACAAAGAAGACAAGUGGAUCAGGAUUGAGGUCAUAGCCGGCGACUUGCUAAUUUUGCCAGCGGGUAUUUACCAUCGUUUCACUCUGGAUGCUAAGAACUACAUCAAGGCUAUGAGACUGUUUGUUGGCGAGCCCAUCUGGACGCCAUACAAUCGCCCCGCUGACGACAUGGAGGCCCGCAAGACCUACGUCGUCGAGCAAAAGAAAGGAUUUGCGGCGAAGUAAAUCACAACCACCAGACGAAAACUUCAAGUAUCAUUAGCAAUUGAAAAGGAUUUUCUGUGAGGGGUCCUUGAAUGGCCUCGUUGACUGUUGUUAAUUGUUUCAAAGCUAUAUACAUUUAAUAAUUGUUGACCUCUAAGAGUAUAACACAAGCAGGAUUUAAAAUUAUUUUUGACAUUGAGAUUUUUAUACAGCAGAUGGCUCAGUGUAUCUUUAAUACACUGCAUAAUUAUUGUUUAUAUCUCGUUUAAAUGUUGAUCGUCUUGUUGGAAAUACUAUAAAUUAUAUGCAUUUUAAAAUGUUAGCUUGUUGAAUUUUUAUCAAUAAAUUUUAUAUAUAUGUUAUUGGAUAUUUGCCGUGCAGUGUGCUGCUGUUAAGAUGGACAUCACCAGUUGUGUAAUGGUGUAUGUCUUCAAUUGUGUAGUGGUGGACAUUGCCAUGGGUGUAGUUGUGUACAUCCCCUGUUGUGUAGUGAUGGACAUUCCAGUUGUGUAGCCAGCCCGUUCUCCUAAAAUUUCCCAACGCCGAGAAAACGGUAAAUUUAAUGUGUCCUCUCCUAACAUACCAGAGGACCCAAAAACAGAAAACGGAACAGUAUGUCACUUUUGCCACCCGCUUUCAUUUUCUCGUACAACAAUUUUUGACCUUAUACGGGCGACGUUCUUUGUAGGAUGACAUAUUGGCGUAGUUGUGUACAUCUCAUGUUGUGUAGUGUACAUUGCUAGUUGUGUAGUGGUGUACAUCCUGAUUUGUGUAUACUAUAUCUGUAGUGGUGCAGAUCUGCGGUUCUAUAGUACUAUUUGAUUUACAGUUACAUAGUAAUAUAGAUGUAUUGUAGUUCUGUAGCUCGCAGUUAUGUAGUAAAAUAGAUGUACUGUAGUUCUGUAGCCCUGCAGUGUUGUGAUGCAAUAUCACUAUUACUUGUUGAAUGGUUUGAGACUGAUGCUAUUUUGACAUGAUUGAAAUUUUUCUAUGUGCUGUUGUAUUGUGUAUGCUGUUGUAUUCUCUUUGUUGCUGCAUUGUUUCUAUAUGUGUUAUAUUACUAUAGAUGUAGUGAAUCUAUCUUGAGCUGCUGCUACUCAUGAGGAAACGAUUUGGAGCAAUGUGGGGAUUUGAAGCAGCGUUUUAGUGUCUUCCAAUGAUUUGUGGGGAUUGGUAUACACACAGAUGAUAGUGUAUACCAAGGAAACUUAUUAUAUGGGUGUAAAGCUAAUCGUUUUGGGGCUGGGAUGGUUUGGGAAGUCACAGCGUUGAUAAGGUGAUGUCAUUAGGCAGCUUGUGGAUAUUUAAGUGACUAAAUUUGCAGCUACAUGUGUGUGUGAUAAAAGUUAUAGAUGUCUAACCUAAUUGACUUAUUAAUUGAUGAAGAUUAAGCCACCCAAGAGGUGGCACGGGCAUGAGUAGCCCAUAAAUGGUAGAUGUUUGGAGUGAAUGUGAUCUUGGGUCGUAAAUAGUCUACGUUGAGACUGCUAUGAAAUUUUGCAUUACAGUUAUUUUGUAAGAGCCUGAUUCAUAUAUUAUAAAGCUACUCUGAAUGUGUUGUCAGCAUUUAGAAUGUUUAGGAAGUGAAAAAUGCACUUAUUAACAACUUCACACGCAUACAUUCAGUAUAAAUUUCAUGCAUGAUGGUUUAAAAUACUGCACACAUUUCUUAAUUACCGUACUAUUGAAAUAUCAGAUGGCAGAACACGUCAAUAUGGAUGGAUGGUUGGAUACUGAUCAACACAUUACACUAUUUAAAGUAUGUUAUUUACAGGGCAACAUGGUUUUCUGAGCCAGAGAUGUUUUAGUUUGUUCCGCAGUCAUUUCUAUAAGUGCCUCUUAGUAUUUCCACACACUAUAACACUGGAGGUGAUAAAUUUUGGGGAGAAUUGAACAGACUCUUGGAGUCACUCUGGGUCACUCUCCUCUCUACCUUUAGGGUUUGGAUUAGAAUCUGGCUCUCUACGAGACGCGGGGAAGUUUGGGGACAAACCCGAAACUGGAGAUAAAGUGCAUCAGAACAAGCAACUGCUUGUAUGAAAUUGGUUGUCCUGAGGAAAGGAAAGCAAUUAUUGACAUGGGGUGAACAUCCCGGCCCUGAAACACCCAGUUGCCACAUACUGACAGCUCAGGGCGAGCAGGGUAUCUUUGGUACACCCAAGUGGGAGAGGUUUCUUCUUCUUUGGAGUUUAGGUGUUCUCGGUGCAGUUGUGAGUCAAUGUUGGCUCUGCGGCUGCGAACUUCUCGUCUUCUGCCUCGUGUUCUGCCAUUUGCAGCAGUGGAUACUCAUGCGAGAUGCAUGUUUGAAUUUCUGUGUAGCUCGCUGUACCUGCCUGCUGACUGUUUUUAAUUCUCUUCUUGUGUCUGCUUGAUCACUUUGCUUCCUCUUUGCUACCCCUCGAAUGCUUCUUCAGUGGUUUAUUCUCUGGGCCAUGUCUGGCUGAAGGUGCUAUACAAUAUUUUCUGGUGGACAUCCAUUUGCUGCAGUUAGGACCAUGUGAUGCAUGACGCAGAGCUUUCUCACCCCUCAAGGCUUGUAUGACAGACGUGUUCAGGCUUCAUAAGCUGAAAUUUUGGAGGAUCUACAAACUCCAGUUUAUAUACUGUGCUUGAGUGUAAUGUAUAACCAUAGGAAAGGCUUAAGGGGUGUACUGUGAACGCCUGUUGAUGUGUGCAGCUCUACUCCUGUACUGUUUUCUUAAUGUUCUGCAAACAUUGUGACGAAGUCUAAUAAUUUACUGUACAACAGUGUUCUUGUAGGCAGAAGUUAGGUACAGUGUUUUCUAUCUUAUUUUUAUACCUUUGUACUGGUGUUUGGUGGGGAAGUGUGAAUAGAAUAGAAUAUAUUUGUGAUAAACUACAUAUAAACAAUCCCAGUGGGCACAAUAACCCGGUGUAAUGCUGAAUCAAUGUUAAAUUAACAUUGAUAAUGUUAAAUUAAUGUUGAUAGUGAUGCUACUGUAUCAAUGUUAAUUCAGUGUUAAAAUCUCAUUAAUGUUGAUAAUGCUGAUUUAAUGUUGAAUUAACAUUACACUGGGUUAUUGUGUCCACUGGGAUAUAAACGUGCAGAAAAUGUUAACCUGGUCUUCUUUUUUGUACUAAAGGAUAUACAAAUGUUGAACUUGGAAUUUAUUAAAAUAAUUAGACAUUCCCUCUUUUGUAUUGAUAUUGCUAAAUAAAUGUUGGAAAAAUA